Molecule: messenger RNA, 1902 nt
Organism: Aureobasidium melanogenum CBS 110374
Lineage: Eukaryota; Fungi; Ascomycota; Dothideomycetes; Dothideales; Saccotheciaceae
Exons: 2
Source: RefSeq, a predicted model, not a curated record
UUCAUUCAGUGGGAUCGUCCGAACAAGGGUGACCAUUGGCCUGGCUACGGCGACUAUGUUGAUAAGGACUAUGACCCGAACCGCUGGGAGGGUCUUCCUAUGAACGUCGAUUACUACAGAUCCAACGGCAUCAAGCAGCUCCAGAACAUGGGCGUGAACGCUACCGUAUAUAACCCCUACCCCGACUACAACUCAUCCCAAUACAAGAAGAGAUGGGCAGGCGAGUACGCUUCCUGCAAGGGCCCUCGCGGUCAGACACUCGACAAGAGCCCGGAAGAUUUGGUCAAGGCCUGGACACAACUCCCACAAAACUUUCCCAACAUCAGUGUCGGAACUGAUUUGGGCAUCGACCUUCAUUCAUGCUUUGACCGCGAGUCGCGCUACGCUCCUUACGACAGCUCCUCCGCGAAUGCGCCCAACUGGGAGACGGUCAAAUGGGGCCAGCUUCAAAACGAGUGUUUGGACAAGAACAAGGAGAGAUAUGGCGAACACCAGCGCAAGCCUAUGCAACUCAGACCCAGCAGGACUAUGCCCAAGGACGAUGAUUCUGCGAAGGCCGAGUCCACAGCUGGUCCUAAGCCUCAUCACCGCACUGCUAUUCUGAUCCGCACCUGGGAAGGAUACACAUACACUGAGAACGACCUCCAAGCCAUUCGCUCCCUGGUCACCGAAACCUCUCUUCUCAGCGGUGGAGAGUACCAAGUCUACCUCUUUGUCAAUGUCAAGCAACGUGAUGCUGACAUCUAUGAUAACGAAGAGACCUACAACAGUAUCCUGCAUCAAGUGGUCCCUGCUGAACUUCGCGAUAUCUCAGUCCUCUGGACCGAGAAGGUAUGCGAAGAGUGGUACCCCAAGGUUGGUGACUGGCAGGUGUACUGGAUGCAAUUCAUGCCUCUGCAAUGGUUCUCCAAGACUCAUCCUGAGUUUGACUAUAUCUGGAACUGGGAGACGGAUGCUAGAUACACCGGUAAUCCAUACCAUUUCCUCGAGCAAGUCAGCUAUUUUGCUUCAAAGAUGCCCAGAAAGCAUCUUUGGGAGAGAAACGCUCGUUUCUAUCUACCUGAAUCUCACGGAGACUAUCAAUCUUACCUUGCAGAUACUGACGGAGCCAUUGUUAAUGCAACAAAGCAAGGCAUCAUGACCCCCGUUUGGGGAGCUCAACCCUAUGCCGCAACACAAAUUCCUCUGGGUCCAACACCACCCGGCAAACAAGAAGACGACGAUUUUGCGUGGGGCGUUGAUGAACAGGCUGACCUGAUCACACUUCAGCCAAUUUGGGAUCCGAAUGAGACACAGUGGUCUUACCGCCACAAAAUCUGGAAUUUUAUUCCCGACGUACGUCCCAUCUUUACCGCCGAGAACGGAGCUGCCGAAGGUUUCUAUCACGAAGGCUUCGAAAAGAUUUCUAGACGCGUCUUCAUUAAUACUCUGGCCCGCUUCAGCAAGAGGAUGCUGCAUGCCAUGCAUGAAGAAAACCGCGAAGGCCGCUCUAUGCAAGCAGAGAUGUGGCCUGCCACCGUCGCUCUCCAACACGGCCUGAAAGCUGUCUACGCUCCCCACCCAAUCUGGUCCUCGCAUCACUGGCCCGCGUGGUAUGCUGACGCAAUCUUCAAUGCUGAUGGCGGUGUUCCUGCUCGCUGGUCUCAACAGUUUGACUCGGCGUACGCCCACGACCGUGAAGUCAACUUCAAGACCUGGUCUUGGUACUACUCGACCGACUUCCCAAGGACGCUAUUCUGGCGCUGGUUGGGCUGGGAAGCCGAGGAUGCAGGCCUGGGCAGCUGGGGCGGCAAGCAAGACGAGGAAGAAGGUAAAGAAAUCAGAGGAAUUGGUAUGGUAGGAGGAGAGGGCAAGAUGUGUCUGCCUGGUAUGCUGUUGCAUCCUGUGAAGAAGGUCUCGAGG